This is a messenger RNA of Brettanomyces bruxellensis, 2544 nucleotides long. RefSeq lists its product as uncharacterized. The transcript has a single exon. Lineage: Eukaryota; Fungi; Ascomycota; Pichiomycetes; Pichiales; Pichiaceae. The record is from RefSeq and is a predicted model, not a curated record. Bases 1 to 2544 code for a protein of 847 amino acids.
AUGGGAUUCAAAGAUCUUUUUUCCAGAGGUCCAUCGAGAAGAAGGCAUGUCAAGGAGGCAGAUCCAUACAUAUAUGUACCGCCAGAUACAUUGGGGAGACAAUCUGGUGGUAUUGCGGCUUACCAGGCUGCUUCCUCGGCUGUUUCGUCAAGGCCAUAUACAAGAACGAAUUCCCUGAUGGAUUCCAGUUCUGCUGCAGCAUCUGCGCUGCGAAAAAGCUAUUACGGAGAACUAGGAUAUAAAGAUAACAUUCCUCGACGUACCAUGUCUAUGACUUCGGGAUCUAUGCGAAGACCUCUUCUUACGAUAUCAAAUGGGCGAUAUUCCGCUUAUGGGAAUCGGACGAUGUCCUUGCAGUCAUCAGUUGAUCCGUAUAUAAGAAGACGGGCAAUUGCAGGAAGUAGAAUAUCAUCCAGGGCAAAUUCAUUACGUUCACAAAGCUCAAGACAGUCUGUUGGCAGCACGAGUUCUGUAAACACAACAACGACGACAACAACGACUAAAAGGACAAUUGAUAGUGAUGGGAGGCCACAAACAAUUGUAAAAAAGACCACAAAGCUUUUGGACGCAUCUGGGAAUGCAAGAUCGAUUAAGAAAACUACUAUUGAAAGAAGGGGAGGCUUAGAAAUCGUGAGAACUACAGUUAUCAAGCCUGCUGUAAGGGCUUUAAAUGCAGACAGGUACACUGAAUCACCUUUGAAGUGUAAUCAAGAAGAAGAGCUCGCAGGAAUAGAAGAGGAAUUUGAUGAGGAUUUCACUAAAGACGUCGAAAGUCCGUCUUUACAGUCUCCGAUUCAGUUUUCUGAUGGGACAAAUGUUAUUCCUGAAGUCCCUGAAGAAGAUAUUUACAAUGAUAAGAUUUCCGAUGGAGUUAAAGGAACAACGCAAUUCAGUGUUGGUGGCAAUGAAUUGACAAGGACUGACAUGAACUCUGAGCCUAAUGAUACUUCAAAUAAAGCAAAAGGAGAACUUAAAAGCAAUUUGGGGUCGCCAAAUCAUGAUCAAAAGCAGCAUGAAUAUCGCAAAUUGGCAAAGCCACUUAUUCCGUCUUCAUCUCCAAUUCAUAUGUCACCUAGGAGAUCAAUAUUAAAACAUACUUCACCAUCUUUUGAAAGCAAUAACACAAAUGUGAAUGGGGUUGCGGAGGUUCAUGUGAAAGAACCCGAACGUGUGGUUGUUGCAAGCCGUUCGCCAUCUAUGCCCGAUAGUCCUGGUGACAAUGAUUCUUUUUAUGAGGACGCGCCUGAUGGGCACAGGAUCAGUCGAAAGCAAGUCAGAAUUCCCGCAAAAUAUAUUGUACCUGAUGAGCAAGGGAAGUCCCUUACUUCAGGAAGAAGGCAACCGAGCGCUGAGGAAAUGUAUGCAAAAGCCUACAAAGUGGCUCAUGGUAUGGUUUAUAAAAAUUCAAGCUCUUCGACCGAACAUGUUGUGGAUCGGGAUGAUACUUUAGACGAAACUACAAGAAGAAACACAAUGAUGAACACUGGGGAACACGGAAGUAUUCGGUCAGGAUCUUCAAAUAGUGUAUCCAACGGUAGACCAGUCAGCGCUUAUAUCCCAAACAAUCGUGGAUUUGCAGUGUAUUCCUUAAGAGAACUUCCUAACUCGAAAAAAAUGAGGAAAUGGAGAGAGAAAGAAGCCAAACUUUUUGCCAGAGCAGAAAAGAAACAACAAAAAGUGCAAAAAACAGAAUUUGAUGGUAUGGGUAUUCGUAUCAGUGCGCCAGCAAGCAUUUCGAGUGCCACUUCAACUAUAUCCGAGAAUAAAUCCGAGAGAAAGCAUAGGAAAAAGGAACAUAUGUUUUUCAGAUUUGGAAAGAAGAAACACGAGUCCCGUAAUGUUGAUGACUCUGUGAAUCAAGAAUUAUCUGCAUCUCCAAGAACAUUUUCCGAUUCUAAAGAUGUGAUUCUAAAUACAGACAGUGGAAAGGAUGCUGCAGCAUCCAAAAAUGGAUCUGAAACUGCAUUUUCUAAGGAGAAAAGUAAAUCUGAUUUGCAAGGGUCGCGUGCCGACAACAUAGAUAAUACGACGUCAGCUUUGGAGAAGCAAUUACCUCAAGGCAAUACCACCGAAACUAUUAGGUCUGAUGCCGAUGUUCCGGGUGGCAUCGAAAUUAAGGUGAAUGACAUUUCCACCAAACCACCAGUACUGGGUUCACAACCUGAUAAAAAAAUACAACCUGUUGAUAUGCAGCCUGCAGGAGAAGUUCGAGUUAAAAGUACUUCUGGGGAGUCUGAACAACGAAUUGAAAGCGAAGAUAGUGAAAAAACAAUAGCGGGAGAUGCUAGUUCCCUCCAUCGUGUGAAGCAGACAAGCAAUUAUAAUAAAGCUUCCGGUCCUGUGAAUAAUGAUCAGAAAGUUGUGAAUGGAGAAGCAGCUUCUCCUUCAAAUACUUCAACGAAUGCACGCAUUGCUUCCAUGAAACCUAAUUUGAAACAACAUGCUGCCGGCGAUAACAUGCAGAAUUCAAGAAAGCAAGAAAGGAGGGAAAAGAAAAAGAAGAAAUCAUUUGGGCGAAAGUUUAUGAGAUUCUUUGAUUUGUGA